Nicrophorus vespilloides is the source of this 3331-nucleotide messenger RNA. RefSeq names its product myosin-IA (gene Myo31DF). The record is from RefSeq and is a predicted model, not a curated record. NCBI's taxonomy places the organism in Eukaryota, Metazoa, Arthropoda, Insecta, Coleoptera, Silphidae. Gene Ontology annotation, biological process: vesicle transport along actin filament; actin filament organization. Gene Ontology annotation, cellular component: myosin complex; vesicle; microvillus. The transcript has 5 exons. Gene Ontology annotation, molecular function: actin filament binding; microfilament motor activity; ATP binding. The coding region runs from base 254 to 3304 and encodes 1016 amino acids.
GAACAAUUUUGUAUCAGUCCGAAACCAGCCGCUGGCAGACCGAGUCGCGUGGCGUUCGGUUCAUACAAAACGGAAAAUAAUUUUUAAAAAAUAACACACAAAAACACAGUAUCUUUCAAGUAUCAAACACACAAAGGAGAAGGAACGUAAAUAAAAUGUGCUAGACAGUUUACAUCACAGUGCGCGUUGAAAGAAAUAAAUCAUAAUUAACAAUUUUCUCGGCUGAAGGAAGGAUUGGAGGUGUGGAUUUGCGAUGGCAACCCAUAGGGAGGUCGGCGUCGGGGAUUUCGUCCUUCUGGACAAAAUCGACCUGGACCAUUUCAUGAAGAAUCUGGAGAUGAGAUUUCGAAAUGGAUACAUUUACACGUACAUCGGAGAGGUGUGCGUCUCCGUGAAUCCUUACAGGAUGAUGAAUAUUUAUGAUAAGGAUCACGUACACCAAUACAAAGAUCGGGAAUUAUUCGAGAAUCCUCCGCAUAUAUUCGCCAUUGCGGAUGCCUCUCACAAGGUGAUGAGGCAACAACGUCGGGACACCUGCAUAGUCAUCUCCGGCGAAUCCGGCUCAGGGAAGACGGAAGCGUCGAAGAUCAUCAUGAAGUACAUUGCGGAGGUGACGAACCAGGGUGGUCGCUCGGAAAUCGAACGUGUGAAGAACGUCUUGAUCCAAUCGAACGACGUCCUGGAAGCCUUCGGCAACGCCAAGACCAAUAGAAACGACAACUCCUCUAGGUUUGGCAAGUACAUGGACAUCCACUUCGACUUCAAGGGAGACCCAAUCGGUGGACACAUCAACAAGUACUUAUUGGAAAAGUCGCGCGUUAUUUACCAACAAGAGGGCGAGAGGAACUUCCACUGUUUCUAUCAGUUAUUGAUGGGAUCACCAGAUGAACUAUUAAAACGUUUGAGCUUAACGCGAAGCCCAGACAAUUACUUCUUCGUGAAACAGGGACGCUCUGCCAAUGUGGAUUCGGUGAAUGAUCGCAUGGAUUUCAAAAAGGUGGAGAACUCGUUGAAGAGUUUGCAGUUCUCCAAAGAGGAGAUCGACUCGCUAUGGCGAGUUGUGGGCGCGAUCAUGCAUUUGGGAAACGUGGAGUUUUCCACGGAUGAGGAUAAGGUCGUGAUUCCCGAUUCGAGACUCAUGAAUACCAUUGCCAAUCUGCUGAAGGUAACGCGCGAGGAAUUGACGGAAGCGCUUUGCGAGAGGGUGAUUGCGGCGCAUGGAGAUGUCAUGAGGAAGGAGCACACGAAAACGGAAGCUUUGUACGGACGGGAUGCUUUAGCUAAGGCCAUUUACGAUAGGCUCUUCACGUGGAUUGUUGACAGAAUUAAUUCGGCGAUUGCCGUCACCGAUACUGGUUACAACAAGAAGUACGACAGCUCAUUGAUCGGUGUACUGGAUAUUUACGGAUUCGAGAUUUUCGAUAACAAUAGUUUUGAACAGUUCUGCAUCAACUAUUGCAACGAGAAACUGCAGCAACUCUUCAUCGAACUAGUACUUAAGCAGGAACAGGAAGAGUAUACUAGAGAGGGUAUAGAAUGGCAAAAUAUUGAGUUCUUCAAUAACAAGAUUAUUUGUGAUUUGGUUGAGGCACCUCACAAAGGCAUAAUUGCUAUUUUGGACGAGGCAUGUCUGAACGUUGGAAAAGUUACCGACGAAAUGCUUUUAGAAGCAAUGGACGAGAAGCUGAAGGGUCACAAGCAUUACACGUCUAGGCAAUUGAAGUCAACGGAUAAAGACCUGCGACAUAAAGUUGAUUUCAAGAUUACCCAUUACGCCGGGAACGUGGUUUAUUACAUAAACGGGUUCAUGGAUAAAAACAAGGAUUCGCUGUUCCAAGAUUUCAAAAGGCUUUUAUAUAAAUCCAGCGAUGCGAACAUCAGCAAGAUGUGGCCAGAAGGGGCUCAGCACAUUACGGAGGUAACCAAAAGGCCGUUGACCGCAGGUACCCUGUUCAAAAAUUCCAUGUCUGAACUGGUGAAGAAUCUGCAGAACAAGGAACCGCAUUACGUGAGGUGCAUCAAACCGAACGAAAUCAAAUCGCCUAGCAAUUUUGAUUUCGAACGCGUCAAGCAUCAGGUUAGCUAUUUGGGUUUAGUGGAAAACGUAAGAGUGAGGAGGGCCGGUUUCGCAUACCGUCAGAGGUACGACCGUUUCCUGAAGAGGUACAAAAUGAUCUCGCCGAGCACCUGGCCAAGCUUCCGCAACGGCUCCGAUCGCGAUGGCACGAAGCAGAUCAUGGACGAGUACCGAUUUGCUGACGACGUGAAGUACGGCCACAAGAAAAUCUUCAUUCGAUCUCCGAAAACGUUAUUCGCAUUGGAGAACAAGCGCAAUGAAAGAAUGUUCUACGUGGUGACUGUGAUUCAGAAGUCUUGGAGGGGCUAUAAGGCGCGCCAAGAAUAUAAGAGGAUGAAAGCCGCUUUCGCGAUUAUGAACUAUUAUAGAUGCUACAAGAUGAGAAGCUACAUCGACAAGCUGGAGACGAAGUUCCGUUCGGCGAAGCAGAUGAAGGAUUACGGAAAGAGUAUCAAGUGGCCUGCACCCCCUCUGCCCCUUCGUAAAACCGUUCACACUCUCCGCAAGAUGUUCAACUACUGGCGAGCCUACAUGAUCCUCAGGAAGAUUCCAAAGAAAGAGUGGCCUCAGCUCAAGCUGAAGAUUACCGCGGCGUCGAUACUUAACAAGAAGAGGGUGAGCUUCGGACUGGAGCGCAAAUGGGAGGGCAACUAUCUGUCGCAACCCUCAGAAAAUACAAGCUAUUCAAUUUACAACGAGAGCGUGAAUAACCUGAGGAACACGCAGCACUUUAAGGAGGUUCUCUUCUCCUCGUUCGUUACCAAAUUUAACAAGUUCAACAAAUGCGCCGAGCGAGUGUUACUCGUUACCGAUAAGUGCAUCUUCAAACUUGACAAAGAUAGGUUCAAGAACAUGAAAGAGGGCGUCGAGCUUAGCGCAGUGACGGGAAUCAGCGUUAGCGCUGGACCGGAUCAGCUUGUUGUUAUCCAUUGCGCUGGCGGAAAUGAUUUGGUCGUUUCUUUACAUAGCACGAGAGGCGAGGACAAGAUCGGCGAACUUAUUGCACUUCUUUUCAACAAGUACGCAGAUAUAAAGGGCGAACUUCAAGUGAACAUAAGCAAAGUAUUAAUGUGUUCGUUGGGCGGCAAACGGAGACAGAUCAGUAUUCAAGUGAGUUCCGAGAUCAAAUCUGCGACCUUCCGGAAGGACGGUGCCAACAUCAUAUACAACCUACCACCGGACCACGCGAUCCUCGAGAACGGCAACAGCCACAUCAAAGACUACUAAAUAAAUAGAACCUUUACCCAAAAAAAA